CCGCCCCAACAGUGCAUUCUGGGUCCAACCCAAGAUGGCUGCGCCCUUGCAGUAGUGUUGAAGAAGUGCCUCUCUGGAAUAUUUCACGAGAUUGUGUGUGAAUAACGAAAACCCUCACACCAAAUCAGCUACCGGGGUUGAUGGUUUGCAGAAGAGCACUUCACGGUCCCAGUCAUCGAUAAGUGUGGCCGGUGCGUGGUGGCUGUGGCAGACUGUCCGCGUGAAGAUGGGCCUCAUCUCCAGCCCCUUCCCAUAGCGAAGCGCCGUGGGGAGAGGAGCCGCAGAUUCCCCUGCAAACACACGCCCGUCCAGCUUGGCUUUGACGGCUUUGACAUAUUGUACAGAUUGUGGACGCUGCCCUACAAUUUUCUGACAAGGAUUGUUUGUGCCACUGUGUCUGUCAUCGUCCGGAGACGAAGAGCUUCCCCAAUUCGGGUUGAAAUUCCCUCCGCACCAAGGGCCCUGAUGAAAAUGGACUCAGACUUGCUUCAGUCGCCGGCCGUGGGCCUCACAGAGGAGGAGGAGGCCGACAUGAAUGACUGGAAACUUCCCCUGGCCUUCAUGAAGAAAAGGCACUCGGAGAAGAUUGAGGGCUCCAAGGCGUUAGCUCAGAGCUGGAGGAUGAAGGAUAGGAUGAAGACUGUUAGUGUGGCGCUGGUGUUGUGUCUCAACGUGGGAGUGGACCCUCCUGAUGUGGUCAAGACCUCCCCCUGCGCCCGGCUGGAGUGCUGGAUAGAUCCUCUGUCCAUGAGUCCACAGAAGGCCUUGGAGACCAUAGGGGCCAAUCUGCAGAAGCAAUAUGAAAACUGGCAACCGAGGGCGCGUUACAAACAGAGCCUGGACCCCACAGUGGACGAGGUGAAGAAGCUGUGCACGUCGCUGAGACGCAACGCCAAAGAGGAGCGGGUCCUUUUCCACUACAACGGCCACGGGGUGCCGCGGCCCACCGUCAACGGAGAGAUCUGGGUCUUCAAUAAGAACUACACCCAGUACAUCCCGCUGUCCAUCUACGACCUGCAGACGUGGAUGGGGAGCCCGUCCAUUUUCGUCUACGACUGCUCCAACGCAGGGAUCAUCGUCAAGUCCUUUAAACAGUUCGCCCUGCAGAGAGAGCAGGAGCUGGAGGUGGCAGCCAUCAACCCCAGCCACCCGCUGGCCCAGAUGCCCCUGCCUCCCUCCAUGAAGAACUGCAUCCAGCUGGCGGCCUGCGAGGCCAGCGAGUUGCUACCCAUGAACCCUGACCUCCCAGCUGACCUCUUCACUUCCUGCCUCACCACGCCCAUCAAGAUCGCCCUCCGAUGGUUUUGUAUGCAGAAGAGUGCCAAGUUGGUGCCAGGGGUGACGUUAGACCUCAUCGAAAAGAUCCCUGGCAGGCUCAACGACAGACGCACUCCCCUCGGAGAGCUCAACUGGAUCUUCACCGCCAUCACGGACACCAUCGCCUGGAACGUGCUGCCCAGAGAUUUGUUCCAGAAGUUGUUCCGUCAGGACCUGCUGGUGGCCAGCUUGUUUCGCAAUUUCCUGUUGGCCGAGAGGAUAAUGAGGUCUUACAACUGCACCCCGGUCAGCAGCCCCCGCCUGCCCCCCACAUACAUGCACGCCAUGUGGCAGGCGUGGGACCUGGCCGUGGACAUCUGCCUCUCUCAGCUGCCCACCAUCAUUGAGGAGGGCACCGCCUUCAGACACAGUCCCUUCUUUGCGGAGCAGCUGACGGCGUUCCAGGUGUGGCUGACCAUGGGAGUGGAGAACAGAAACCCUCCUGAGCAACUCCCCAUCGUACUGCAGGUCCUCCUCAGUCAGGUGCAUCGGCUUCGAGCUCUGGACCUGCUCGGACGCUUCCUGGAUCUGGGUCCCUGGGCCGUCAGUCUGGCCCUCUCAGUGGGGAUCUUCCCCUACGUUCUGAAGCUGCUCCAGAGCUCGGCCAGAGAGCUGCGGCCUCUGCUGGUCUUCAUCUGGGCUAAAAUCCUCGCCGUGGACAGUUCGUGCCAAGCUGACCUGGUGAAGGACAACGGACACAAGUACUUUCUGUCGGUGUUGGCCGACAGUUAUAUGCCGGCUGAGCAUCGCACCAUGGCUGUCUUCAUAUUGGCUGUUAUCGUCAACAGCUACACCACGGGACAGGAGGCAUGUCUGCAAGGCAACCUAAUAGCCAACUGUCUGGAGCAGCUGUCGGAUCCCCACCCUCUGCUCCGCCAGUGGGUGGCCAUCUGCCUGGGCCGCAUCUGGCAGAACUUCGACCCGGCGCGCUGGUGCGGGGUCCGGGACAGCGCCCACGAGAAGCUCUACACCCUGCUGACGGACCCCAUCCCCGAGGUGAGGUGUGCGGCCGUCUUUGCUCUCGGGACGUUUGUGGGGAACUCUGGUGAGCGGACGGACCACUCCACCACCAUCGACCACAACGUGGUGAUGAUGCUGGCCCAGCUAAUCAACGACGGCAGCCCGGUGGUCCGCAAGGAGCUGGUGGUGGCGCUGAGUCACCUGGUGGUCCAGUAUGAGAGCAACUUCUGUACCGUGGCCCUGCAGUUCAUUGAGGAGGAGAAGAACUACACAGUGCCCUCACCAGCUAACACUGCAGAGCCCGGGAACCUGACUCCAGUGAGGGACAGCCCUGCCAUCCCCCGCCUGCGCUCCGUCAACUCCUACACCAACAUCAGAGCUGCCACCACCGCCCGUAACCUGAACAAGAGCUUGCAGAACCUCAACCUCAACGAAGAGGGGGGACCAGCAGCCUUCUCUCCUGGUAACCUGAGCACCAGCAGCAGCGCCAGCAGCACCCUGGGGAGCCCCGACAACGACGAGUACAUCCUCUCCUUUGAGACCAUCGACAAAAUGAGACGGGUGUCCUCCUAUUCCUCCCUCAACUCCCUCAUAGGUGUUUCCUUCAACAGUGUUUACACUCAGAUCUGGAGGGUGCUGCUACAUCUCGCUGCAGACCCUUUUCCUGAAGUGUCCGAUCUGGCCAUGAAGGUCCUCAACAGCAUCGCAUACAAGGCAACCAUGAACGCUCGGCCCCAGAGGAUCCUGGACUCGGGCUCUCUCACCCAGUCGGCCCCCGCCAGCCCCACCAGCAAGGGCACACACAUCCACCAGGCCAGUCUCUGCUCCUCCAGUGGCUCCCCCCCCAUGCCCAGCACCAGCAGCUCCAGUCUGACCAACGAGGUUCCCAAACCCCCGGCUAGAGAGCCCCCGGCCACACGGCCCCCCUACAACCCCCACCCCGGGAGGGCAGGGCGCCCCACUCCCACCAGUUCCCCCCGCACCCGCAAGAUGUUUGAAAAGGGACCGGAGCAGGCGAGGGAGGAUGGUGACGAGCCAUGCCACAGGAACUACAUCAGCGCCUCCCUGCAGACGGGCCUCUGUGAUUGGAGCGCCAAGUACUUCGCUCAGCCCGUCAUGAAGAUCCCAGAGGAGCAUGACCAGGAGAGUCAGGUGAGGAUGGAGCGGCAGUGGAGGUUUCUGAGGAACACCCGCGUCAGGAGGCAGAGCCGAAACAUCACACAGAAAGGUGUUUCCCGUCUGGAUGAUCAAAUAUUCAUCAACCGCAACCCUGGAGUACCAUCUGUUGUGAAGUUCCACCCCUUCAACACCUGCAUCGCCGUGGCCGACAAGGACAGCAUCUGUUUCUGGGACUGGGAGAAGGGCGAGAGGCUGGACUACUUCUACAACGGAAACCCUCGCUACACUCGCAUCACCGCCAUGGAGUACCUGAACGGACACGACUGUUCCUUACUGCUCACUGCAACAGACGAUGGAGCGUUACGUGUCUGGAAGAACUUCGCAGACCAGAAGAACCCAGAGAUGGUGACGGCGUGGCAGGGUCUCUCCGACAUGCUGCCUACCACCAGGGGUCAGCCCGGCACCAGUCUGGCACGAAGGGUCUCCAUCUAUCUUGACAGGAGUAAGCAAGGAGGUGCGGGCAUGGUGGUGGACUGGGAGCAGGACACGGGACUCCUGAUGACCUCCGGAGACGUGCGAGUGGUCCGGAUCUGGGACACGGACAGGGAGAUGAAGGUCCAGGACAUCCCCACAGGGGCGGACAGCUGUGUGACCAGCCUGUCCUGCGACUCGCAGCGCUCCCUAGUGGUGGCCGGGCUGGGGGACGGGUCGGUGCGCCUGUUCGACCGCAGGAUGGGUCCCAACGACUGCCGCGUGAUGACCUACAGGGAGCACGGAGCCUGGGUGGUCAAAGCUCAUCUGCAGAAGGAGACAGACGGACAUAUUAUCAGUGUCAGUGUUAACGGAGACGUCCGGUUCUUCGAGCCGCGGUCACCGGACUCGGUCAACGUACUGCAGACAGUGAAGGGGUUAACGGCGCUGGACAUCCAUCCCCAGGCCAACCUGUUCGCCUGCGGGUCGAUGAACCAGUUCAUAGCCGUGUACAACGCUAACGGAGACGUGAUCAGCAACAUUAAAUACUAUGACGGUUUCAUGGGGCAGAGGAUCGGGGCCAUCAGCUGUCUAGCCUUCCAUCCUCACUGGCCCCACUUGGCGGUCGGCAGCAACGACUACUACAUGUCCAUCUAUUCAGCAGAGAAGAGGCUCAGAUAACACACCAGCAUUCACCACCACCCCCCCACAACCCAAAACAACCCCCCCAUAUGACUUCCUACCCUGAGCCUCGAGCUCAAGGAUGUAAAUGACGUUUUUUGUUGUACAUAUGCAAUUACCACCCUGAAUGUUCUAGUGAUGGCUGCUGACAAAAACUCGAUAUAUCUAUAUAGAUAUUAUUAUUCUCACUGUUUAUUCAUAUUCUUAUUAUGAAGCUAAUGAUUGUAGACUUGGCUGUGCUGAGGAGUGUGUAUAUUUAAAUAGCGUAUACGGAAGAAUAGAGGUUCUAUUUUAAAAGGAGUGGUACCCCCCCUCCCUGGCGCACAGCGAGCAUCAUUACCUGAACCACCUGUGGACCGAGGAGGUGGUGGGGGGGUCACCCAGAGGAUAACACACUGUUCAAAGACCUUCACUGGGGCAGGAAACACAAGAGUGGCCCUACGCUGGACCCCGGUGUGUUUAUACAUUCAUUUUAAUGUCCGUCUCAGAGCCGCAGCACUCGGAGCGAGACGUUUGCAGGGACGGACCAGAGAGGGAGGACGCUGCUCCCCCCCGACCACCAGGCGGACGUGACGAGUGUCUGUGUGUUAAAGUGUAUUUUAGCACAGAUGUGCCCCACAGUGGGUCCUCAUAGCCUUGGACUUAAAAAAAAAAAAAAAGAUGCCUGCUCCCGUGCCACAGCUCUCCUUCUUGCUUCCUUGACCCCAGCGUGCCAAACAUAAUCAUAUUUUCCAUGCAAGCUCCUUUUCCUGGGGGGUGUUUUUGGUUGUUUUACUGUUUUUGUUGUUUUAAGGUGUCGCCUGUAAAAAGGGAAAUCCUUUAUUGGCCCCAGGAUGAUACAUACGCUCAUUGGAGCUCAGUGAGAGGAGUUGGUUCUAAGCACCCAGUCCGCCAGCUAGCCUGCGGUACCCGCCCUGCAAAGCAAUAAAAACCCUCCCAUGAUUCUGCCUCAAGCUCCUCCCCGAAACCUAGAACCCCCCCAGCAUUAAAGGUGCCACAGUAUAGCAAUACAAACACACCCACUUCCAGGUUCCGCUAAAUUUUCGUUGACUCAUCAUCAAUCAGAGGAGGUAUCACCCCAUCUACUCACAGUGACAGGAAAUAUGUCAAUGUAAUUUAUAUUCCUGUGACUGAUUAAACUUUCUGCUAAUCUCAUGUCCACAUGUGGAAUCAAAAGAUGGCAGGAGAAACCCUUCAAGUAUUUAUUUUGACCUGAACACUGGUCUCAAAUCCCUUUUUUUAAAUGUUGACCCUGGAUCUAACUGCUGGGCAGCUUUACAAACGGUUUACACAACCUUCUCGCACACGGCUCUGUGGGCUUGGAGAUCUUUAUGUUAAGUGACUCAUCCGCCCCCCCGUAUAGAUCAUGUUUUAUUUUGAUAGAGCCUUGUUUUUUUUCCCAUCUUUAGUUUUGAUUUAGAUUUUACUGCCAGGCUUUGUUUGGUUUGAUUGUGUAAAGCAAAGUUGGACACAAAAAAUGAGUUGCAUCUGUCAGAGCUUUAACUGCGUACCUGAACAUGCUCACUUUUUCUGUGAGCCUCCUCAAACCCAUGUCGAGCACCUGCGAACCGGUCAAUGUCUCAGCGUGACGGACAGGUGAACUCGGUCACAUGACCGGCUGCAGAGAUCUUGGACAUUGUUGUCACUUAGGUGCUGUUCAGUAAGACUCCUCUCUUGUUAGAAGGUGGACCCUUGUUUUGUUUUUCGUGCAGUAUCACCAUCGACGGUCUUCCUCUGUGGGGCUGCAGCUUUGCUUAUUUAACUUUCCUUCUGUUUUGUAAUUUGUAUGUUUUUAAUUCUGCUGACAUUUUGUUUGCCUUACCCUCAGUGAGGUGGAGGGGAGAAUACAGCCUUACCCUCACACACUCAUAUUUAAAUCUUUCCUGCUAUUCCUGCCUUUAAUUGUAAACACACCCCAACAGCUGCCCCCUCCUUUCUUUCCUGCCUCGUCCAAAUCACCCCUCUGCAUCAGCCGUUUCCCAGGAGAAGGAACGGACUUGUGGAACAGAACAGGAACACACACCAACAGUUUUGACUGCAGUCACAUUAGUCCCCCCGUCACUGAGCUCUUUGACUCUGCGUGGUUAUCUCACCCUUCUUCACCCGACUCACUCAACCAACACACUGUAUUUUGGCAUCGGCCCAUUUGCUCAGAAUCACAUUCAUCUCUAAGUAUCCUGCUUUGAGUUUUAAGAUUUUAGAUCUGGAGAAAAAAGAAAGACUUUAACAAAGUAGUAAAGGAAAAAUGAAAACAAUCAGGUUUGUCUCUGUGAACAUAAACUGCUUUGCUGACUGGUUUAUGAGACAGGAGAUGAAAUAAACCAAAUACAACACCA
Gymnodraco acuticeps is the source of this 6884-nucleotide messenger RNA. It is a transcript of the gene rptor, whose product is annotated as regulatory associated protein of MTOR, complex 1. Gene Ontology annotation, molecular function: protein binding; protein-macromolecule adaptor activity. Lineage: Eukaryota; Metazoa; Chordata; Actinopteri; Perciformes; Bathydraconidae. Gene Ontology annotation, biological process: cellular response to starvation; positive regulation of cell growth; TORC1 signaling. The record is from RefSeq and is a predicted model, not a curated record. Gene Ontology annotation, cellular component: cytoplasm; TORC1 complex.